UUCAUGCCUCCUGAUAACCAGAAGAAAAGUUGCCACAUGGGUGUAUAAAUAGGAUGACGUAGCUUUGCCAAAGACUUAGAAGCUAAGCAGAAAAUGAGCUUAACAUCCUGGUUUUUGGUGAGCAGUGGAGGCACUCGCCACAGGCUGCCACGAGAAAUGAUUUUUGUUGGAAGAGAUGACUGCGAGCUCAUGUUGCAGUCUCGUAGUGUGGAUAAGCAACAUGCUGUAAUCAAUUAUGAUGCCUCUACGGAUGAACAUUUGGUGAAAGAUUUGGGCAGCCUAAAUGGGACUUUUGUGAACGAUGUAAGGAUUCCAGAACAGACUUACAUCACCUUGAAACUUGAAGAUAAGCUGAGAUUUGGAUAUGAUACAAAUCUUUUCACUGUAGUACGAGGAGAAAUGAGGGUCCCUGAAGAAGCUCUUAAGCAUGAGAAGUUUACCAUUCAACUUCAGUUGUCCCAAAAAUCUUCAGAAUCAGAAUUAUCAAAAUCUGCAAGUGCCAAAAGCAUAGAUUCAAAGGGAGCAGAUGCUGCUACAGAAAUUCAGCACAAAGCUACAGAAACACUGAAAUCUGAGGAAAAAGCCAUGGAUAUUUCUGCUAUGCCCCGUGGUACUCCAUUAUACGGGCAGCCAUCAUGGUGGGGGGAUGGUGAGGUGGAUGAACAAAGAGCUUUCAAGACAAAUGGCAAAUCUGAAGAAAAAAAUCAUGAAACUGGAACAUCAGGGUGCAGCAUAGAUGCCAAGCAAGUUGAGGAACAAUCUGCAGCUGCAAAUGAAGAAGUACUUUUUCCUUUCUGUAGGGAACCAAGUUAUUUUGAAAUCCCUACAAAAGAAUUUCAGCAACCAUCACAAAUAACAGAGAACACUAUUCAUGAAAUCCCAACAAAAGACACACCAAGUUCCCAUACAACAGGUGCAGGGCAUGCUUCAUUUACCAUUGAGUUUGAUGACAGUACCCCAGGGAAGGUAACUAUUAGAGACCAUGUGACAAAAUUUACUUCUGAUCAGCGCCACAAGUCAAAGAAGUCUUCUCCUGGAACUCAAGACUUGCCGGGAAUUCAAACAGGAAUGAUGGCGCCAGAAAACAAAGUAGCUGAUUGGCUAGCACAAAACAACCCUCCUCAAAUGAUAUGGGAAAGAACAGAAGAGGAUUCCAAAAGUAUUAAAAGUGAUGUUCCGGUAUACUUGAAAAGGUUGAAAGGAAAUAAACAUGAUGAUGGUACCCAAAGUGAUUCAGAAAAUGCUGGGGCUCACAGGCGCUGUAGCAAACGUGCAACUCUUGAGGAACACUUAAGGCGCCACCAUUCAGAACAGAAAAAGCUACAGAAGGUCCAGGCUACUGAAAAGCAUCAAGACCAAGCUGUUACUAGCUCUACGCAUCACAGAGGGGGGCAUGGUCUUCCACAUGGGAAAUUAUUAAAACAGAAAUCAGAGGAGCCAUCGGUGUCAAUACCCUUCCUACAAACUGCAUUAUUAAGAAGUUCAGGGAGUCUUGGGCACAGACCAAGCCAGGAGAUGGAUAAAAUGUUAAAAAAUCAAGCAACUUCUGCUACUUCUGAAAAGGAUAAUGAUGAUGACCAAAGUGACAAGGGUACUUAUACCAUUGAGUUAGAGAAUCCCAACAGUGAGGAAGUGGAAGCAAGAAAAAUGAUUGACAAGGUGUUUGGAGUAGAUGACAAUCAGGAUUAUAAUAGGCCUAUUAUCAAUGAAAAACAUAAAGAUCUAAUAAAAGAUUGGGCUCUUAAUUCUGCUGCAGUAGUAAUGGAAGAAAGAAAACCACUGACUACAUCUGGAUUUUACAACUCAGAGGAAGGCACAUCUUCAUCUGGAAACAAACGUUGGGUUUCACAGUGGGCUAGUUUGGCUGCUAAUCAUACAAGGCAUGAUCAAGAAGAAAGGAUAAUGGAAUUGUCUACACCUGUUCCUUUAGAGAAUGAUACAGAUAUCAGUGAAUCUGGCAUUUCAAUGAGAGGUACUGGCUCUGCAACUUCUUUGGCUAGUCAGGGAGAAAGAAGGAGACGAACCCUUCCCCAACUUCCAAAUGAAGAAAAGUCUCUUGAGAGCUCCAGAGUAAAGGUUAUAACACCGAGAUCAGAGAUAGGAGAAAAACAAGACACAGAACUUCAGGAGAAAGAAACUCCUACACAGGUAUACCAAAAAGAUAAGCAAGAUGCUGACAGAGCCCUGAAUAAAAUGAAUAGGGCAGUAAAUGGUGAGACUCUUAAAACUGGUGGAGAUAAUAAAACCUUACUUCACUUAGGCAGCUCUUCUCCUGGAAAGGAGAAAAAUGAAACUGACAAGGAAGUUUCUUUGGUAAAGCAAACAUUAGCAAAAAUUCAGCACCAACAAGAACAAAAGGAGGAGGCACAGUGGACAGCUACUAAAUUGUCUUCCAAAAGUGUUUCAGGUCAGAUAGAUAAAUGUAGGGAGGAAUCUUUUAAGCAAGAGUCACAACCUCAAGAAAAAAUUUCAGGACAUCCUUCUAGCAAAGGAGACAGGGUUAUACAAAAUGAGAGCAAGAGAAGAAAAGCUGAGGAAAUUCUGAAAAGUCAAACUUUGAAGGGAGGAGACAAGAAGGAAUCCUCCAAGUCCUUAGUACGACAAGGGAGCUUCACUAUAGAAAAACCUAGCCCAAACAUACCCAUAGAACUUAUUCCCCAUAUAAAUAAACAGACAUCAUCUACUCCCCCUUCUUUAACAUUAACGUCUGCAAGUAGAAUAAGAGAAAGAAAUGAGUCUUUGGAUACUGAUUCUAGUAUGGACACAACCCUUAUUCUAAAAGACACUGAGGCAGUAAUGGCUUUUCUAGAAGCUAAACUGCGUGAAGAUAAUAAAACUGAUGAAGGCCCAGAUACUCCCAGUUACAAUAGAGACAAUUCUAUUUCACCAGAAUCUGAUGUGGAUACAGCUAGUACAAUCAGUCUGGUUACUGGAGAGACUGAAAGAAAGUCGACCCAAAAGCGUAAGAGUUUCACUAGCCUCUAUAAAGAUAGGUGUUCCACAGGUUCUCCUUCCAAAGAUGCUACAAAAUCAUCAUCUUCAGGUACUAGGGAAAAAAUUGAAAAGAAAACAAAAAGUCGUUCCACAGAUGUAGGUUCAAGAGCAGAUGGUCGUAAAUUUGUACAGUCCAGUGGGAGAAUGAGACAGCCUUCAGUAGACUUAACAGAUGAUGACCAAACCUCUAGUGUACCUCAUUCUGCUAUCUCUGAUAUUAUGUCAUCUGAUCAGGAAACUUACUCUUGUAAAUCUCAUGGAAGGACUCCACUUACCUCCACUGAUGAGCAUGUACAUUCCAAACUGGAAGGAAGUAAAGUAACAAAAUCCAAGACUUCUGCUGUAGCAUCUGGUUCAUCCAGUAAAUCAACCACUCUUCCAAGGCCACGACCUACCAGGACUUCCCUUUUGCGCAGGGCACGACUUGGUGAAGCUUCAGACAGUGAACUUGCUGAUGCUGACAAAGCAUCUGUUGCUUCUGAAGUAUCCACAACAAGUUCUACAUCAAAACCUCCCACAGGAAGGCGUAACAUCUCUAGGAUUGAUUUAUUGGCUCAGCCUCGUAGAACAAGACUGGGCUCACUGUCAGCUCGUAGUGACUCUGAAGCAACGAUAUCUAGAAGCAGUGCCUCUUCACGUACCGCAGAAGCCAUCAUUAGAAGUGGAGCCCGAUUAGUACCAUCAGAUAAAUUUUCUCCUAGAAUUAGAGCUAACAGUAUCUCUCGACUAUCAGACUCCAAGGUCAAAAGUAUGACCUCAACUCAUGGCUCUCCUUCAGGCAUGUCAAGAAGAACUGAAGAUGGGGAUGUGGCUUCACACCAAGCUAAAGGCUGUGUUAAAAUUAUGUGCUUCCUAAUAAAAAAGAAAGAAGAGACCCAGAUCAGCCAAGAUCUUGCUCUCAUUGCUCGGGAGAUCAACGAUGUAGCAGGAGAGAUAGAUUCAGUGACUUCAUCAGGCACUGCCCCUAGUACCACAGUAAGCACUGCUGCCACCACCCCUGGCUCUGCCAUAGACACUAGAGAAGAGUUGGUUGAUCGUGUUUUUGAUGAAAGCCUCAACUUUCGAAAGAUCCCUCCAUUAGUUCAUUCUAAAACACCAGAAGGAAACAACGGUCGAUCUGGUGAUACAAGACCUCAACCAACAGAGCCUCCUGAUCACUUAACAAUUACGAGGCGAAGAACCUGGAGUAGGGAUGAAGUCAUGGGCGAUAAUCUGCUGCUGUCAUCCGUCUUUCAGUUCUCUAAGAAGAUAAGACAAUCUAUAGAUAAAACAGCUGGAAAGAUCAGAAUAUUAUUUAAAGACAAAGAUCGGAAUUGGGAUGACAUAGAAAGCAAGUUAAGAGCUGAAAGUGAAGUCCCUAUUGUGAAAACCUCAAGCAUGGAGAUUUCUUCUAUCUUACAGGAACUGAAAAGAGUUGAAAAGCAGCUACAAGCGAUCAAUGCUAUGAUUGACCCAGAUGGAACUUUGGAGGCUCUGAACAACAUGGGAUUUCCCAGUGCUAUCUUGCCUUCUCCGCCAAAACAGAAGUCCAGUCCUGUGAAUAACCACAGCAGCCCGGGUCAGACACCGACACUUUGCCAACCAGAAGCUAGGGUUCUUCAUCCUGCUGCUAUCUCAGUCUCAGCUGAAUUUGAGAAUGCUGAAUCUGAGGCCGAUUUCAGUAUACAUUUUAAUAGAUUCAACCCUGAUGGGGAAGAGGAAGAUGUUACAGUACAUGAAUGACUUUCUCUUGAUUGUUAAAAAAUAAUUACCUGUGGAAUGACUAGGAAUAUUGGAAGCAGCACAGUGUUGACUUAUACAAAACAAGACAACUUGGUCAACUACAGUUUUGUUAUCCCUGUUGUCUUAAUUUUAUUUAUUUAUUUUUUUACCUAUAAUGUAGUGUCGUAUCAGUCCUUUCGCACCGUUUAGAUAACCACUUGAUACAUACAUAGGAAAAAAUAGAUUGUGGCAGUUUUGCCUUUCAUGGUUUUAUGAUUUUCAAGCUGAAUUUUAUCAUUGCAUCCUUUCCCUUCAUAGAUCUUUGUUUUUUUUUUUUAAGCCAUGCUGUGACCUACAAGCAAACUAAAUACCCAACAUUUCUGAACCCCCAUGUCUCCUGUGCCAAGCUGUUCCCUGAAAUGGACUUCCUCUUCAUCUGUACAGAUUUGUUAAACCAUUCUAUUGGCUUCUUAAUAAUAGGAUUUAUAUUAGUACUCAUUACCGCUGGACACAAUGACAUAGUGCUCUCCACAGUAAGGCAGAACUUCACAGUAGUCAUUCUGUGUCCUAAAAUUUUCCAACAUAGAUGUGAUUUAUAUAACUUCGUUGCUACGUAAAUUGUCUUGGGAUUUAUGGAAAUUAACUAUUAUGUUUGCACUAAGAUUUGCUGGGAGUGGUAGGUGGACAUAUCUAUAUACCAAUAAGGACUAACUGUCUUUUUUGUACAUAGGAGACUGAUAAUACUGUAUUUGUUUUACUCCACUUUCAAAAAGAUCAAUUUGGCACUUUUUUCCCAAGUUUUUUUAAUGGAAAUAAGAUUUUGUCGCUCAUUUUAGGUUAAAUGAUAACUAGAAAGAUCAAGCUAGACAGAUAGUUUAGGUGGAGUAUAUUUUUAAAACUAAGAACAUGUAUAUUGAUCCUGUGUUACCAAGUUUAUACGUGAGAGUUGAAAAAAAAUUUUCCCUUGAAAGGAUCAUGAGGUUAAAAUUUUCUUCGUUAGGAAACUUGGAGAACCAGUAGUCGUAAGAUUAGUUGAUAGUUUCACUCCCAAGCAAUGAAUUGCGAAUUGCUUCUGUGUGUUUCCCUGUAGGACCCAAUAGUAAAUCCUGUUUCAGUCUUAGACGUUUAUAAGGACCCUGCAACACGACAACGAAGGCCUUGGGCCUGUGCUACUAAACAGGAAGCCUAUGAAAAAUACCUUCUUUAAACUUGUUUUUUCUCUUUCCAGUAAGUUCACAUUUGGAUGAGUUUAAAAAGAAAGUAAUUAUCUUCGUGUUUCCAGAACACUAUAAUUUGGGUGUAUCUUAAUUCAAUUAAAUAAUAUUAAUAGACCUGGGUUUUUCACUUGCCCCCUUCAGUCUAUAAUGGUUAAACUGCAACUUUUCCAAUUUUUACGAAAUGGUCUUUAAUAUUUCAGCAAUAUCUUCUGCUACAUUUAUUUUAAGAAACAAAGUAACUCUACACUUCAAAACUUUUCAGGAUUUUUAAAAUCCUGUACUGUUGAACCAGUUAAUAAAGAUGCAAAAAAAAUUUUGUAGAGAUAUAAAAACAAAGUCUGUUGUAUAAUGGAUCUCAUAUUUUUCUUUAAAUUAAAAAAAAGGUAAACAAACUAUUCUCCUUGUAAAGCUAAAUUCCCCAUUCUAUCUAAUAAAGGAAGAAAAAAAGGUUUAAAAGAACAUAAAUGGAAAGACAUAAAUGCUCUGAAGGAAUAAAUGAAACAUUAAAACAGGGUCAAUCCAUUUGAAGAAAAAGUUGAAGAAAAUAAUCACCAUUGUUCCCUCUUUUAUUUAAUAUUUGGGUACUGAUUAUACCCACAUGGACGUAGAAGGUAAGGAGUUUAGGAAAAUAUUAGAAUCUACUCUACUUACAUUAUUGUUUAAGUGUUUACACAAUUUUUGUUCAAUUAUAAACAUUUGGCCUUUACUAUGUUAUUUUUAUUUUGUAUGAAUACAUUAUUCUCCUUAUUUAUUUUUGUUACAUUUAUUACUUAUGUUAUUUUGUUAUGCAUUUACAAUUCCAUUUUUAAAUAAAGUGUUUCUGGAACUUUA
This is a messenger RNA of Propithecus coquereli (Coquerel's sifaka), 6743 nucleotides long. It is a transcript of the gene CEP170, whose product is annotated as centrosomal protein 170kDa. The transcript is spliced from 20 exons. Gene Ontology annotation, molecular function: protein binding. Gene Ontology annotation, cellular component: centriole. Bases 94 to 4716 code for a protein of 1540 amino acids. Lineage: Eukaryota; Metazoa; Chordata; Mammalia; Primates; Indriidae. The record is from RefSeq and is a predicted model, not a curated record.